AAACCCUAAAAGCACAGCAAACCUCCCUAGCUUGUAACAACUUUUUGUUAUCUCUGAACCAAAAAAACUGCGAACUUCAUUUCCAUCAUCAUCAUCAAGAUGCAGGACUAUUCCUUCUUAGGAAACACGAAGAUGGUUCCUUCAACAUCCUCUUUACUCUCUUUAUACGCUUCUUUUUCCACUUCCAUGAUGCUUCUAAGAAACGCCUACCGUGAAUUUGUACCCCAUACGAUCGAACAUUUCGUUCUUUCAAAGCUCUCCCUCUUAUUUUUCGCUCCUCGAAAAUCCGAAGUAUCUUUCGACACUUUCAUCAUCGACGAUUCUUGGGACGGUCUCGACCGCAACCAGCUCAUCAACGCUGCCAGAUUUUACUUAUCCUCCAAAAUCGACAGCAGGAAUAAAACCAUUCGAGUCGGUAAGUUCCGAGGCCAAGAGACUGUUACCGCCUCUUUAGUCGAAGGCGAAACGAUCGAGGAUGCGUUCGACGGUAUUGAAAUUAAGUGGACAUAUGCCAAGCCAGAGAAGGACUCCGCCGGGAAUAACACUCGCUAUUAUAACAAAGGCUACUUCGAGAUUACGUUUGAAGAUGAGCAUAGAGAUAAGAUUUAUAACGAGUACUUGGCGCACAUUCUUAGUACUUACAGCCUCAUGACCAAGGUCGAAAAGGUUUUACGUCUUUACACCAGGUCUCGUAGCGGGUGGAGUCGCAUUGAUUUUAAACAUCCAUCCACGUUUGAUGCGCUCGCCAUGGAUCACAAGCUGAAGCAGUCGAUCAUCGAUGAUUUGAACAGGUUUUUGUCGAGGAGGGAUUAUUAUAAGAGAAUCGGAAAGGCGUGGAAGCGCGGUUAUCUUCUUCAUGGACCUCCGGGGACUGGAAAAACGAGUUUGAUUGCGGCGAUGGCGAAUUACUUGCAGUUUGAUGUGUAUGAUUUGGACCUUGCUAAUAUCAGUUCUGAUGGUGAUCUGAGAAGAGCUAUGCUUGAUAUAGAUAGAAAAUCUAUAACUGUUAUCGAAGACAUCGAUUGCACUUCGGAGGCGCAUACUAGAGCAAAAUCUAAACAAAAAUCAUCAUCUGAUGAUUCUUCUGAGGUUGAACUUCCGGAAGCUCCGGUCAUCAAGCAAUUUUCGCUUUCGGGGCUACUAAACUGCAUUGAUGGAUUAUGGUCGAGUUGCGGGGAGGAGAGGAUAAUCAUAUUUACGACGAAUCACAAAGAAGUUCUAGACCCCGCAUUACUUCGCCCCGGACGGAUGGAUAUGCACAUUCACAUGUCAUAUUGUACUCCUCAAGGAUUCAGGAUUUUGGCUUAUAAUUACCUUGAAGUGAAGGAGCACCCAUUAUUUGAAGAAAUUGAUGAGUUGAUAAUGAGUAAUGAGGUGACUCCUGCAUCUUUGGCUGAAGAGUUAUUGACGAGUGAAGAUGCUGACGUGGCUCUUGGAGAAGUUGUUAAUUUCCUUAAACAAAGGAAAUUGGACAAAGAAAAAGCCGAAGAAGAAAAAAAAAUCAAGAAAAGUAAAGCUGAAGAGGAGGAGAAAACCAAAGUUGACAAUGAAGAGGAGAAGAAAAGCAAAGAUGAAGAUGAGAAGAAAAGCUCUGUUUAGUGAAUUGUUUUUUACGUUACUUUUUACUGAUAUUUAUAUCAUAAGAUUUUGGUACUUUUUUUUAUCAUUUAAUAGGAUUUUAGUUAUCCUAAGUUUUCCAUUAA
This is a messenger RNA of Mercurialis annua (annual mercury), 1703 nucleotides long. Its product is annotated as AAA-ATPase At2g18193-like. The transcript has 2 exons. NCBI's taxonomy places the organism in Eukaryota, Viridiplantae, Streptophyta, Magnoliopsida, Malpighiales, Euphorbiaceae. The record is from RefSeq and is a predicted model, not a curated record. The coding region runs from base 100 to 1599 and encodes 499 amino acids. Gene Ontology annotation, molecular function: ATP binding; ATP hydrolysis activity.